CGGCGCGAGGCCGGGGACGGGCACAGCGCGCGCCCAGCGCACCAGCCCAGCCGCGCCCGACCCGGCCCGGCCCCACCGCCGGCGCUGCGGUGCGGGCGGCACAGCCACAGCGCCCGCCCGGCCCCGUCCGCGGGCUCCGCCUCGCCGCGCGGCGCACGGAGGAGCUCGGCGCGGCUCGUAGCAGGGGCAAGGUGCGGCGGUGGGAGGGGGCGGCGGCGGAGCGGCUUUGUUGGCUCUGAGGGGAGCGGCGCCUCGGCGAGAGCCCACCAUGGUGCAGCAGGCGGAGAGUACGGAGGCGGAGAGCAACCUGCCCCGGGAAGCGAUGGACACCGAAGAGGGCGAGUUCAUGGCUUGCAGCCCCGUCGCUUUAGACGAGAGCGACCCGGACUGGUGCAAAACGGCGUCGGGGCACAUAAAGAGACCGAUGAACGCGUUCAUGGUGUGGUCCAAGAUCGAGCGGAGAAAAAUCAUGGAGCAGUCCCCGGACAUGCACAACGCGGAGAUCUCCAAGCGCCUGGGCAAGCGGUGGAAAAUGCUGAAGGACAGCGAGAAGAUCCCUUUCAUCCGGGAGGCUGAGAGGCUGCGGCUCAAGCACAUGGCUGAUUACCCCGACUACAAGUACCGUCCCAGGAAAAAGCCCAAAAUGGACCCGUCGGCCAAGCCCAACGCCAGCCAAAGUCCCGAGAAAAACGCGCCCGCCAGCAGCGGCGGCAGCAAGAGCGCCAAGAGCUCCAGCAAGAAGUGCAGCAAGCUGAAAGCCUCCUCCGGCUCCUCGCCCCCCAAGCCGGGAGCCAAAACCGCCCACCACGGGGACUACGCGGGAGACGAGUACGUCUUCGGCACUCUGAAAGUGAGCAGCAAGACGGUCAAGUGCGUCUUCAUGGACGAGGAGGAGGAUGAGGAGGAGGACGAGGACGAGCUGCAGCUGCGGAUCAAGCAGGAGGCGGAGGAGGAGGAUGAGGACGAGGAGCCGGGGCCGCAGCAGCUGCGGCGGUACAACGUGGCCAAAGUGCCGGCCAGCCCCACCUUGAGCUCCUCGGCGGAGUCCACCGAGGGGGCCAGCCUGUACGAGGAGGUGCGGGGCGGCGCCGCGGCGGCGGGCGGCGGCAGCAGACUCUACUACAGCUUCAAGAACAUCACCAAGCAGGGCCCGCCGCCGCCGCAGCAGCCGCCCGGCCUCUCCCCGGCCUCCUCCCGGUCCAUCUCCACCUCGUCGGCCGGUAGCGAGGAGGCGGACGACCUGCUCUUCGACCUCAGCCUCAACUUCUCCCAGCACGGCCACGCCGCCGCCGAGCUGGGGGCGGGCGCCGCCGCCGGCAACCUCUCCCUCUCGCUGGUGGACAAGGACCUGGACUCCUUCAGCGAGGGCAGCCUCGGCUCCCACUUCGAAUUCCCCGACUACUGUACCCCGGAGCUGAGCGAGAUGAUCGCGGGCGACUGGCUGGAAGCGAACUUCUCCGACCUGGUGUUCACGUACUGAGCGGGGGCGGCGGCCAGGGCGGGCGGCGAGAGCGGCGGAGCUGGAGCUGCGCGACGCCGGCGAUGAUGAUGAUGAUCAUGAUAAUGAUUAAAAAAAUAAGUCUUGUUUUCUUUAAAAAAAAAAAAAAAAUCUCGAAGUUAGUUCCGAGCCCGGGAGUUGUGAUUUUAUUUUAUUUUUUUUUUGUGUUUUUUUAUUUUUAUUACGUUUGGUGAUCACAACAACAACAGCAAAGGCAAAUGGGACUGGGGGAAAAAUGAUACAGAAGGCGCUGUUUGAAGCUUGUCGGUCUCUGAUUGAAGUCUGGAAGAUGGUCUGCAAAGAAGUCUUUUGGCAGCACAACUGUUACUCAAGGGGGUUUGUGGAUUUUUUAUUUUUUUUUUCCCGUGAGAGAUCUUAACGAACUGUUAUGAUUUUUUUUAUUUUUAUUUUUUUCCGAAAGGGACCAUUGCAACUUUUUUUGGAGGGAGAAAACUGAUGUCUUCUAUGCAUCCGAUUCUUAACAAAGCUGCAGGGAGCUUGAAAAAAUGCAGACUGUACAAACGCUUACAAAUAACUGAACUGACUUAAGAUCAGAGUUUACUUUUCAGAUCAAAUUGUUUAUGGUUUUACAAAUGUGAUUUCUACUUGCCAACUUUUUUUUUUUUUGUAACUUGUUCCCUUAUACCUCCUUGAUUGAAUACCAGACAGCCUAGACCUCAGUACAAAAAGGUAUUGAAACAUUUUUGAUACAUAACAGACCUCAGUCUUUUUUAAAAAUUAAUAUAUUUUCAGGCGUAUUUUUGUACAGUGAAAAGGGAACAUUCUUGCUGUGUUUUUUCAGUAAGACUUUUCAGGCACUUCUUCCCUUUUAUUUUCUUUGUUUUUCUCUGUUUUUAGCAUGCAAGUUUGUUGGUACGUUACGUCCUGGUUUUAAAAGGAUUAAAAUUUUAAAAAAUAAUCCUUGCAUCUAAAGGCCUUGUGGUUUAAAAAAAAGAAAAGAAACAAACACUUUUUUUGUACAGCUAUAGUUCAGAUUUGUUCAAUAUUUGUAGGUAAAGAUUUAUUGAAAAUGGUGAUAUAGACCUCAGAGCUGUUAUCUUAGUUUAAAAGAUUGUAUAUGUACUGUACUAUAGUAGGAUUUUAUGUAUCUCAUACGCUGUGAUAUGUGGAUGGGGCCCCAGAUGGAAGGUAUGAAACUGGAUUCUCGAUUUUAGCAAAAAAAAAAAAAAGAAAAAAGGCACAUAGUUUAAAAAGUUUCUCAUGUUGUGCAAUAUAAUCUAAAGUACAGACCAUCUGCAUAUUUUGUAGCAAAUGAUGGCAAAAGCAGACUUGUGCACUGUCAACAUCAUAGCCUGUUUUUUUUUUUUUUUAAAUGCUGAAAGUCUGUAUCUUUACAAUUUUAAUAAAUCAGCUGGAACUGA
Molecule: messenger RNA, 2880 nt
Organism: Parus major (Great Tit)
Lineage: Eukaryota; Metazoa; Chordata; Aves; Passeriformes; Paridae
Gene: SOX11
Product: SRY-box transcription factor 11
Exons: 1
Coding region: 269-1480 (403 amino acids)
Biological process (GO): negative regulation of transcription by RNA polymerase II; neuron differentiation; positive regulation of transcription by RNA polymerase II
Molecular function (GO): RNA polymerase II cis-regulatory region sequence-specific DNA binding; DNA-binding transcription activator activity, RNA polymerase II-specific
Source: RefSeq, a predicted model, not a curated record